Molecule: messenger RNA, 4414 nt
Organism: Punctularia strigosozonata HHB-11173 SS5
Lineage: Eukaryota; Fungi; Basidiomycota; Agaricomycetes; Corticiales; Punctulariaceae
Exons: 22
Coding region: 10-3204 (1064 amino acids)
Molecular function (GO): metal ion binding
Source: RefSeq, a predicted model, not a curated record
GCUCAAGAGAUGGUCGCUCAACCAAACGACGCCCCUCUAGCCUUCGCCAACAACCCUCAAAGUUACGGAAACUUCGACCUUGUCAAACGAAUCAAACUUACCUUCACCGAUGUGGAAAUAUCUAAAUGGAGAAGUAGAAAGACCGGACUCAGUGUAGUCCACAUUGACUAUGAUGCGCCUAUCGUUAACGGCUACUUCGUUGUUGCUACUGAAAUCUUCGAUGACACUGGGUGCCCCCAUACAUUGGAACACCUGGUUUUCAUGGGAUCCCAGAAGUAUCCUUACAAGGGUAUCAUAGACCAUCUGGCAAAUCGGGGCUUCUCCAAUGGUACCAAUGCAUGGACGGAUACUGAUCACACGGCAUAUACCGUCAGCACUGCGGGAGAUCAAGGUUUCCUUCAGCUCCUGCCUAUCUAUGUUGACCAUAUCCUAUACCCUACGAUGACAGAUGCAGGAUUCGUCACGGAGGUACAUCACAUCAACCCCAAGGGCGAGGACUCGGGUGUGGUUUAUUCCGAGAUGCAAGGGCGACAGAAUACCGCAGGGGAUCUCAUGUCUCACCUCAACCAGCAGUUGGUGAAUCCCGUUGGGAGUGCUUACAGGAGCGAGACAGGAGGUCUGAUGGAAGCACUGCGGAGACUUACUAUUGACCAAAUUCGUCAAUAUCACGGCAGCUAUUACCUGCCACAUAAUCUGUCGCUUAUUGUGACGGGGAAGCUCUCUGGUGGAACUGCCGGACUUCUCAAGAAGAUACAGAACGAGGUUGAACCCAACAUUGUCGCUCAUGGUCAAGACCAUGGGCUUCGCCCAGACAAUUGGAAACGACCAUUCCUUGAGACGGCGUCGGCGGCACGAACCCCAUUCCAGGAGACAGUCAGCAGGACCAUCGAGUUUCCGGAGAAGGAUGAGAGUGUGGGCGAGCUCAUCAUAUCGUUCAUGGGUCCACCACCGAACGCAUUUCUGGAGCGAAAGGCAUUGGACAUCCUGGGGACUUACCUGACUUCUUCCGCUGUCGCGCCGCUCAACAAGGAAUACGUCGAGAUUGAGAAUCCAUUCUGCACGUAUAUAUACUUUUCUGAAGACGUUAGAGCCACUCUCGUCGAUCUACCAAUCUACAUAGGGUCCGUACCAACCGAAUACCUCGACACCUUCGACCAGCAACUCAAAGAGAGCCUGCGGCGCAUAGUAGAUGAAGGAAUUGACAUGCCACGCAUGGCUAUGGUAAUCAAUCGGGAUGAACGACAGCUUCGGAGCAGACUCGAGUCAUCGAAAGGAGACACUUUCUCUAUGACAAUCAUUAACGACUUCUUAUACGGCCCAGAAGAUGCCUCUGAGCUCGAAAGUUCCUUGGAUGAGUUCACUCAACUCCAAGCCCUUCGUCAGUGGACUUCCAAGGAAUGGACGGAUAUCCUGCAGAAGUAUUACAUAGACCCUCAUUGCGUCGUCGUCCGUGGCAAGCCUUCAGCCAAGUUGGCGGAUAAGCUUGAGAAGGAUGAAAAGAUUCGCGUUGCGGAACAGGUUAAGGAGCUGGGAGAAGCUGGCCUCGCAGCAGCGGCGGCAAAGCUGGAGGCAGCUAAAUCAGAACAUGAUCGCCCAAUCCCGAGCGACAUUCUGACGUCCUUCCCUGUCCCGAACGUCAAGAGUAUCUCGUGGAUACCGGUGCAGAGCCUUCAGGAAGCAGGGAAAGGACGGGAGACGCGCCGGACGCCUGUCCCCAACGAAGAGCUAACGAAGCACGUACAUGCACACGGAUCUCCACUCCCAUUCUUUGUUCAAUAUGAUCAUGUGAAGUCGGACUUCGUCACCGUACAUGCUCUAUUCUCCCUCGAGAAGCUACCCAACCAUCUGAGAUUAUACGUCUCUACAUAUUUGUCCUCGUUCUUCUCCUUACCGGUCAGACGUGCGUCGGGCGAAUACCUAACCCAUGAGCAGGUAAUCAACCAACUCGAUGAUGAAACCGUAUCGUACGAAGUUAGCCUGGGGAUGUCAAAUCAAUUUACGGAGCUCCUUCGGAUCAGUCUGAAGGUCGAAGUGGGCAUGUAUGAUGCUGCUGUUGCAUGGCUCAAGGAUCUCCUUUAUGGCAGCGAGUUCACGAAAGAAAGACUUCAAGUUGCUGUCGCCAAGAUCCGCCAGUCACUCCCCGAACUGAAGCGUGACGGCAAUACAGUAUUAGGAUCUGUGUCGGCAGCCAUGCUCUAUGACGAGAACUCGACAUCUCGUGCCGGCGGAGUUCUGACGCAGAUGGAGUUUAUCCCCACUCUCAGCGAGCAACUAGAAUCCCACACGAAUAAGGUACUUGAAGCCUUUGAGCAAAUCAGAUCGUACGUGACGGCACCCGCAGGAGUUCGUUUCUCGGUCACGGGCAAUGUUCUGGGUAUUGAUAACCCUCGGAGCUCCUGGCAGAAGUACUUCGCUGAUCGCUUACCGGAGAGUUCAUUGGAUGCUGUGCCCACUGCCUCCGAUACGCUUAGCUCACUGGGUAAGAACCCAUCGAGGAAGGCCGAAGUUCUCAGUCUGCCAACCAUCGAAAGCUCUUAUGUAUGCCACACCUCGAUCGGAAUGCGCGGUUUCACGGAUGUGCGCUACCCGGCGCUGCGCAUCGCUUUGGAAGUCCUGAAUGCGACCGAGAGCUACCUCUGGCGGUACAUUCGAGGCUCUGGUUUAGCGUAUGGAGCUUAUGUUUCCAAUGAUCACGAAGCGGGUCUCCUGAGCUUCUCGCUCUAUCGGAGCUCCAACCCGAUACAAGGUUUCCAUGAGGCUGCCAAAGUAGUUCGCGGCCUUGUCGACGGCACUAUCGCAUUCGAUGAAACAGCACUUGAUGCGGCCAAGAGCAGCAUUGUCUACGGGAUCACUAAGAACGUUUCGACAGCGGGACGAGCUGCGACCGUAUCUUUCAUCAACCAAGCUCUGAAAGGUGUCCCUCAAGAUUACUAUGUGGGUCUUCUCGAUCAGCUACAAACAACGACGAAAGAACAAGUGCUCGCGACACUGAAGGAGUACUUCCUGCCACUCUUCGAUCCAUCGUCGUCGGUGGCAAGCAUCGUGACUGGACCAGGCAGUGCAGAUGAAAUUGCAGAGAGUCUGACAAGCUUAGGCUUUGAGGUCAAGCAGCGGACACUAGAAGUUGAUCCAGAGGAAAUAGGAGAUGGAUCCGAAUCAGAUUCGGAUUCCGAGAGCAGCAAUACUUCGAGCAGCGAACAGUAAUAAGAAUUUCCGGCCUCCGGAUUCAUUAUCUUGCAUCGAUUACAGUAUACUAGGGCUAAUCAUACGGCAUCGUGCUAGGCGGCGGGUGACUCCGCGAUGACUUCAAUCAUAUUCUCGUCGGCUUCACCAGGCUUCAUUUCAACGUCACGAAGAAAAUCGUUUUCCACAAGGAAUCUGAUGGCUUGUGACAGAUUAGAUACGGUCACACGAAUUUCCGGAAGGAGGAGUUUACGUAGGAGCGACCUGCGGGGAGCGAAAGGAUUUAAGGGAGGUUGCCUGGGUUUGUGCGGCCUAGGCUUCUUCACCGCAGGGACAGACUUCGUCCAGGGGGUUUGUUCUGGAGCAUCGGCUGGACAAUCGGGCGCUGAAGGCAGGCCACACCAGUCUCCUCGUGCUAUGUCAAGGUCAAGCAGCAGAGGAGCCUUCGACGUCAUGGAUUCCGGCGCUUCAUCGUCAUCAGAGCUGCUGGAAAUCUGAUUUAAACAGUUCGCAUCUUGCGCCGAGAGAAGUGGUUCAGGCGGUCUGGUCGCGGCUGGGAGUGCAUGAGUCUGCAAGUAAUUAUGUGGGCGCGAUAAACCACGCCCUCGACCCGUCUCCAAGCUCCGCCCGCGGGGCGCACCCCUUCCGCGGCUUGCCGGAUCGGAAGACCAGGACGAUCCAUGCUGAUUAAGGCGGCGUCUUUUGUGGCCCGCCAGACCUGCGUCGUCCGCGUCUAUCUGUCCGCGAGCAACAGCUUCCUCGAUCUUCCUGUUCUUCUCUUCUACUCUCGGAGUAGACGGCCAGCGUUUUUUCCUUUCAGCUAUCCACUUCUCGAGAGUUUCAGGGUCACUCAGGUUCACGCUCGUGCCCUGGAUGGGGAUGGGUUUGCCGAUUAAACUGGGGUCGGCAUCCCAAUCCAGCUUUUUCUUGCGUCGAUCAAAUCCUAGGGGAUAUAUAAGGUGCCUAUCCAUCUUGUGCACUUCAACACUCUUCUGGGAACCUGUGAAAGUGCAGUCCUUAUAGUUGCAGCGGUGGUUACCUGGCUGGUACCAGCUGUUCCUCAACGGAGGCGGCGGUCGACUGGGCCCUCCUGCGGUUCGCGAAGAGAGUGACAUCGGAGGAGCAGAGUAGCUGGGCAGUGAAGUCCAGGACGAGCUUCCCUGAGUCGGCUGCAUAUAUGCCUGAGCAUAAUGAGACGAGUAGUAGCCUGCGGGAUAAGCCUGAGCAUCCG